UAAGACCUGUUGGAAAAUGGUAAUGUAUUUUACAUUUUUGCAUUGACAACUAAUGUUGGCAUAUUUAAAUGUAAACUGUAAGAGACGGCGAUCACUUUACAAUGUUGAAUCCAUGUCAUGGAUCAAUUACACCCAACAUACAUAGCAUUAGAUUUACAUUAUUUCUGCUAUAUUGUGCUACUAGUUAGAUGACACGUUACGCUUACACGUCUACCAGAUACUUAAUAGAUUUUGCUCGGUUUUCUUACAUGAAUGUGGUAUCAAAUUACUUCCCUCAGAUUUUGGUGUCAAAAUUGCUGGUGCAUUAUAUAUAAUAUUUAAUGCCAACUUGGCGACAAAGUGCUGGCUAAUUCUUUAUCGAGAUUAUAUUUCAUUUUUCUCAGAAAAUACGAUGUCCCAUUACUACGUAUACGUCCCAUCAAAUUCGAAGAAUAGUAUAGAUAUCAAAAGGGUAAAUGUAGAAGAGGAUCAUGUUGACUUUAUCCAUCAAUCACAUAUACGCAAAAGGCAAGGCAAAAGAGGAUUUCAAGUUGAACAGCUUCAACUUCUAGAGUAUCCGAAAAUAUAUUCCAAUACACUGAGAAUCGAAAAACAGUAAUAGUCCCUGAAUUUUUGCUCAUUCUCAACUUUUAAUCUUAAUACGCAAAUGAGUGAUGUGCAAUUCCGUAACCAUUACUGUUGACCACCAGCAUUAAAAUAAUAUGUAAAUAAUAUGUAGCUUAACAGUAGGGUAAAAAAACAUAUAUAAAUAGUUAGCUCAGUGUUAGCGUACUAGGCUAGGGAUCCGAAAUCUUAGGUUCGAAUCUCAUAUAUAAAAAAAUUAGAAAAAAGAACUAGUGGAAAAGUUUUUUAUUUUCAAUAAAAUCUUGUACCAAAACCAUUACUGGUUUUUAUCGUAAUGAUUGUGGAAAUACAGUACUGAUUCAAUACUGGAUUAGUAAGUAACGGUCAAUCAGUUGAUCUACAAUAUUCAUUACUGUAGAAUCCGUAAUAGUUAUUGUAAAAUCCGUACUGAUUACUGGGAGAAUGCUUACUGUAGUGGUACGUAAUGGUACGUAAUGGUUACUGUAAGAAAGACUAAAAGUUAAAAACGAGGAAAAAUGUUAUAACCAUCACUGUUUUUCAGCUCUCAGUGUAGGUAUAUUGGAAGACGAGAAAUUAAUUAUAAUAUAAAUGGAUUGCCUACUAUAUUUAUAGACUUCAAGAGAUCUCGAGGAAGACGUGUAUGUGUUAUUUCCAAAUAUUACCUGCUAAUGUUUUGUAAAAAAUACUCGUAAUUUCACUUUAUGCUGCAAGAUUCUGUAAUAUUUGACAUUUUUUCUUAAUACAGGUACUUGUCAAAGACAGUUUCAGUAUUUCAAAAUCUUCAUACCUGCAAGAAGCAGAUUAUUCAGAUUGCACUCUCUUUGAGAACAUGCGUCAUAAUUAUGUUGGUAUGUAAUAUUUGAAUUUACAAAUAAGGUAUUAUUAAAGAAAAUAUGCUUGUGUUCAGAAAUAAUUGCAGUUCUAUUAUUUACUUUGUAGAUUUCGAGUUUCAAGAAGCUGUAUAUCCAAUUAGGGUUUCUAUACAGCAAGGACUGAAUCCUGGUAUAAUGGAAAUUUGGGCGCGAGAUUCUGAUCGGUGGUUUUUAUUAUGGACUGGAGGAAAACAGGCUGUUCGAUAUACAAGAAGACGACUGUUGUCCCCGGCUUUACGGGCCUGUGACUUUAAAACUAAAAUGCUCAGAUUAAUAUUGCCGUUUAACGCUGAGAGAAUACAGAUAGAUGCUGUAGAGCUCAUCGGAACAUCAGAAUUGAUUCAACCUAAAGAUCCUAAACAGAGUUUGACCGAUCUAUUAAAAGAUAUUAAUUGCAGCUAUCCUGACCGUAAGGAUAUGCACAAUUUAACACCAGAUUACAAAAAUGCGGAUCUGGAUCAACUUAUGGAAAAAUUUUCCGACUAUUGUAUUAUUCGUAAAAGCAAUUUACAUUUAAAUAAUGGAAAAUUGAAAGGCAUCACACCCUCUCCAAGUGAAUUCAAGGAGCAACCACGUUGUGAUUUUUCUAUGCUUCCUGUAAAAUAUUCAACACAUAUUUAAAGAAGUUUCUUUCUUAUAACAAUAUUUGUUAUAAUAUCGUGAAUUAAAAUUUUAUAUUUUAUCCUUGCAGGAUGAGAUGAUACUAAAAAUACUGGAAUACUUAGAUUUAAGGUCAUUGUGCCUUAUGAGUCAAACGAAUAAAUGCUUCAAUCGAUUAACACGAGAUCCUUCGCUUUUUAAAUAUUUAAAUAUACAAGAUUUGCGCAUGUAUGAGACGUCUACCGAUGAUACUAUUGGUGAUUGGCAGUGUAAAAUUCUAUCUAGCUUGGAAUCCAGAUGUGAGCACUUACGACAGUUGAAUCUUGUAUCAUGCGACAUUUCUAGUCCACGUUUCGUAACGUUUCUUAGAACUUGUGGCUCGAAGUUAACGUCCUUGCAAUUAACUUCUUGCAAGUUUGACAACGAUAUCCUCUGUGAUAUUGGAAAAACAUGCAAAGAUUUGACAGGUACGAUUAUGAUUUUAAAAAAUAAAGUUAAAUUAUGUCUGACUAAUCAUAUACAUUUUUAGUGUUAAAUUUGAGAUGUAAUAUUGAUGCAUUUGAUAAGGGCUACAAUCUGGACGAAGGAUUGUUGUAUCUCCAACAUCUAAAAUUUUUAGAAGAAUUAACCCUUAUACAUAUACCUAUAGAAGACGAAGAAACCCUUUGUACAGUACUGCAUGGAAAGCACCGAUUGCGUUAUUUAAAUUUGACAUUUCCUCAUCUAUAUAUAAAUAAAGUUUUAAUAAACUUACGAGA
Messenger RNA from Vollenhovia emeryi, 2815 nucleotides. RefSeq lists its product as uncharacterized. The record is from RefSeq and is a predicted model, not a curated record. The transcript is spliced from 2 exons. Bases 1479 to 2078 code for a protein of 199 amino acids. Lineage: Eukaryota; Metazoa; Arthropoda; Insecta; Hymenoptera; Formicidae.